AUGGACGAUUUCACUGAGCAGACUCUGUGCGACUAUGAAGCUGAUCGUCAAACUCGCGAGGUCUAUCGUUACUUCCAGCUAGAAAAUCCAGUAGUCUUGAAUACCACGUGGUCCGCUGGUGAACAUUCGGUCACUUCAAUUGGUGUAUCCUCGAUCGAACGAUCUCUAGAUUUUGUGGACUCAGCUGUGGAUAAUGAGGCCUCUAAGACAGCCUCCAUUGAUAACAGCCCUCUGUACAGCCCAAAUACAACUUUGACAUCUCUGGCACAGCUAGCCGCCUUGCGCCUGAAUAAUCUUGAACCGCGACUCUCAGAAACAGUCAACAUAAGGUUAGACGAACGGGAUGGCGGAACAUAUCCUUUUCUUAUCAUAAAUGACCUUGAACGCGAGGAGCGCUUCCAGGAACUUCCCUUCGUACGAGGCGAGCCACAUUCCCGCUCUUAUACCGGCACACCCCUCACGAGCGAUAGCGACAUCAACCUGGGAUACUUGUUUAUACUGGAUCCCGAACCCCGUGAAGGACUGGAUGGUAUCGAGAAGGAUAUCCUUGGGACUGUGGCAGCGACGGUCAUGGAGUACUUACAUAUGAGUCGCCAGGCCGUUGAAGGACGCCGGGCCUUGCGGCUAUCGCAGGGCCUCCGUCAAUUUGUGGACGGAAAUUCCAGUUUCGGCCAUAAUGUUCCUGGCUCUCGGUCGCAAAGUUCAGGCUACAGCCCAGGCACACACUCACAUGCAUCACCGUAUCGUAACACGAGUAAAUCCACGAGCUCUCCAACCAGGGGCUCCAAUCCUUACACAACGGAGUUUGACAACGAUGAGACGCCCCUUAAAACCGACGACCGAAGAUCUUCGAGUCAAGUCUCAAACGAGGCGUCGGAAAUUGGCAUAUCAGGAAGUCCAGCUCCGCCUCUGGACCUCGAUGGGGCUGGGAGCGUGAUGCUUUUGGAGACUGGGGAUGAAUCGCCCGAUAGCAGCCCCCAUAACCAGUCUUCUUUUACUGAUACGAAUACCUCGGGGCCGGUUCUUGCGUUGUCUACCCGAGAGGAUCCGUUCUUAUACCAGACGGGCUCCGAGAUAUCUCACCUAGCUGUCAAAUUCGACAAUUCCUUCCUCAAUCAACUAUCUUGUCGUUAUCCCAAAGGCCGACUCUGGUCAUUCUAUUGUGACGGUAGUUUGUCUAGUUCGGAUGAAGAGCAAUCCGUUGGCGUCGCCCGUGAAUAUAAUGAAGUAUCUAGGAUCUUGGAGGCCAGCAAGCUGAAGAGCUACUUCCCUGACGCUAGUUAG
Messenger RNA from Penicillium angulare, 1284 nucleotides. RefSeq names its product GAF domain-containing protein. The coding region runs from base 1 to 1284 and encodes 427 amino acids. The transcript is spliced from 4 exons. Lineage: Eukaryota; Fungi; Ascomycota; Eurotiomycetes; Eurotiales; Aspergillaceae. The record is from RefSeq and is a predicted model, not a curated record.